AUGUUGUGCGACUUCUGGAGGCGUGGAGAAGUGUGCAGAUUUGAACCGCACUGCUGGUUUGCACAUGGACCGAUGCAACUUCGGACAACCGACGAAAACCUUUCCAUGUGUAAUGAUUAUGAGAUUCCCGUUCCACCAAAUGGAUCAGCUCCUGGACACCAGGCGAUGGAACCGUCGUUCAACCAAUUAACACCAGAACAGCAACAGUGGAUGAUCCUAUCACAGCAGGCGCACCCGUUUCUGCCUCUUCCUCAAAAUAUUGCGUGCUCUCGUUUCAAAGAUCAUGGGAAAUCCUCCUCCAUGUUAGAAAUACCAGCAGCUGCUCAUACAUGCGAAGAACUUGAACAGACUGUACGUCGUCAGUUGGUGAGCUUUGACAGUAAUGCUUUCAAAUUUACGUGGAAAAUGAGUAUACUCAUCAAGCGUGCCAUUGGUAUUUGCAAACCGUUCGAGCAUGUAUCACAAUCAAGUUCUGGAGUGGAUACUUUACCACCUUCGGGUCCACCCACUCCAACUUUCAACAGUGAUUUCUUUCUGCUGGCGUUUGACGACUAUAUUAGAGAGAAGGCUAUUUCUGCAUCCGCUGCUAUGGCCUGCACGGAUCCAUCAUCGCUACAGGAGUACUCUGACAGCUACAGCUACGCGAAGGAGGAGUGCCCAUUGCACCUGUACGGUUGUUGCCCACUGGAGGGGGACUGCUUCUUUGAGCAUAAAGACAAAAUUAAGGAAUGA
Messenger RNA from Cooperia oncophora, 732 nucleotides. Lineage: Eukaryota; Metazoa; Nematoda; Chromadorea; Rhabditida; Trichostrongylidae. The record is from the annotation of a GenBank genome assembly.